UCAAUAAUAAGCCCAAGGGCAUUAUAGUAAUUAAAGUACAAUCACUAAAGAGAGGUAGGGCUUCUUCAGCAGGUCAGAUAAAGGGUCCAACUUUCUCAUUUUUUGGGUCUCAGGCAAAAACCCUAGCAGAGCGUCGCAUACUCCCCUUGUAGCAGAAAUGGCCAAGUCGAAGAAUCACACCGCUCACAACCAGUCCUACAAGGCUCACAAGAAUGGCAUCAAGAAGCCAAAGAAGCAACGCAACACUUCCACCAAAGGGAUGGAUCCCAAGUUUUUGAGGAACCAGAGGUAUGCUAGGAAGCAUAACAACAACAAGAACGGGUCUGGAGCCGAGGAGGAAUAGAUGAAAUGCCUUCAAAUUCGCAAUUUUUGAGGGUUUUUUUACUUGUUCUAAUUAGGCUUUAUAGUAUUUCAAGAAGUUUUUUUUUGUCCUUUUAAUGUUUUAUUGUUCUGAUUAGCUACAAUCGGAUGUUACUCUCUAGUGGGUUUUGAUUUACUAUUCGAAUUUCUGAGUAAUGAAAAUACUUUCGAGGGUUUGUUAACUCUUCUGGUUC
This is a messenger RNA of Humulus lupulus (European hop), 554 nucleotides long. RefSeq names its product large ribosomal subunit protein eL29z-like. The transcript is spliced from 3 exons. Gene Ontology annotation, biological process: cytoplasmic translation. Gene Ontology annotation, cellular component: ribosome; cytosolic large ribosomal subunit. Lineage: Eukaryota; Viridiplantae; Streptophyta; Magnoliopsida; Rosales; Cannabaceae. Gene Ontology annotation, molecular function: structural constituent of ribosome. The record is from RefSeq and is a predicted model, not a curated record. Bases 158 to 343 code for a protein of 61 amino acids.